Pseudovirgaria hyperparasitica is the source of this 1198-nucleotide messenger RNA. Its product is annotated as theta class glutathione S-transferase. The transcript has a single exon. The record is from RefSeq and is a predicted model, not a curated record. NCBI's taxonomy places the organism in Eukaryota, Fungi, Ascomycota, Dothideomycetes, Acrospermales, Acrospermaceae. The coding region runs from base 186 to 932 and encodes 248 amino acids.
CCCAAAGGCGCGUUGCGUGUUGCCAAUCAUGCGUAUGCGCCUGGUAGACCAGUGCCACGGCCAGACAACUAUGAUGAUAUAGCAAUGGCCAAUAGGAUAGUAUACGAUUAGUGAUACUCCUCGUUAAAAGACACUCUACUGCUCGAGACUAUCCCAUCAUCUAGAUACACUUGGCACUCUUGAAGAUGCCCCCAAAUCUCGACCUCUAUACCGACCAAACACCCAACGGCGUCAAGUCCACCAUAACCCUCGAAGAACUUGAUUUACCGUACAAUGUCCACCACAUCGACAUCUCUACUAACGAGCAAAAAGAGCCGUGGUUCCUCGCCAUUAAUCCCAAUGGUCGCAUUCCUGCCUUGACGGACGUCGGCAGCGACGGCCAAGAGAUCCGACUUUUCGAAUCUGGUAGCCUGAUGUUGUACCUGAUCGAGCACUAUGACCCUGAAUACAAGAUCUCGUAUCAGAGGGGUAGCAGAGAGUACCACGAGAUGCUCAACUGGCUAUUCUUUCAAAACGCUGGCGUCGGACCCAUGCAAGGGCAGAGCAACCAUUUCACGCGGUACGCGACAGAAAAGAUCGAGUACGGAAUCAACCGAUACCAAACAGAAACUCGGCGCCUAUACCGAGUGCUAGACAAUCAUUUGAAAGAGACCGACAAUGAUUACCUGGUAGGCAACAAGUUUACCAUUGCGGACAUAGCGCAUUUUGGGUGGGUCGCUUGGGCGGGCUGGGCUGGUGUCGACAACAGGGAGUUUGAGUAUUUGAAGAAGUGGGAAGAGAGGUGUGCGGCGCGGCCGGCGGUGGAGAAGGGGCGCAAUAUCCCUACACCCGAUAAGCUAAGAGAUAUUCUGAGCGACCCGAAGAAGACAGAGGAGUAUGCACAGCAUCAUACGAAGUGGAUACAGAAAGGGAUGAAGGACGAUAGUGCAUAAGAGAUAAGCGGGUAAAUCAGUGUAUGAAAACCGCAUAUAUGUCCCAUGAUCCUGGGCUCCUUUGCUUAGCAGUUCAAGUAUUUGCCUGUACAGCUAGACUCAUCUCCGUCCUGCGAUCAUUCUUGGGAGUACUCAGCUUCAUGACGAUCAGUAACCCUUAGCUCCGCCAUGCCCAGCGCCCGGGCUCUGUUAGUAACUAUACCUACUGCCUUCCGCCUACCCUUGGGUCUGACUAAGUUGUCCUUGUCGGCACUCGGUAAUAGCGC